AUGCAUCUGCCGGACGACGCGCCACCACCGCGGCUCUGUAUCGUCGAGAAGAGGGAGGGCGAGACGGUGAGUUUUGGGGGUCAGAAUGUUGUGAGAAUUCGUGGAGAUAGAAAUAUGAAUUUGGAGAGAAAAAGAUGUUUUUAGGAGUAUGGCUACAAUCUUCAUGCGGAGAAGGAGCGCGGCCAAUUUGUCGGCUUGGUCGAUCCUUCCUCACCGGCUGAGCGGUCAGUCCUUCAUUUCCACACAAAGCUAAAACCGAUCAAACUUUGAAGUGACAUCAGCACUGAACGUGAUAUUCAAUUUGCAGUGGCGGUCUGAAACAAGGCGACCGAAUUUUCGCUGUCAACGGCCACUCGAUCGUCGGCGAAAACCACAAAAAGGUCGGUUCAAAAACCUGAGGCUAUACUAUAUAAGGCUUGGAGGUUGAGCUACCCUUCUAAAACCUUCCUGCUUAAAAAAGUGAAAAAGUUGAUGGUUUUGAGGUGGUGGAACGUAUCAAGCAGAACCCUCAACGAUGCGAGAUGUUGGUGAUUUCUGAAGACGGCGCGAAAUGGUACUCCGAACACGGGAUUCCCGUCACCCUGCAGCUGUCAAACAUCAUUCGCGUCGUCGAUGUGAGCCCUUGGGUCAAACAACAAACAAAAAAAAAACGAAUAAAUACUGUAAAAUUCGUUUGAAGUAAUCCCAGGAGGCAGAAGUUGAAGAUAAAAGUAAUUAAAGCAAGUUCAAUCGAAUCAAGAAGAAAUAUAAGAGUGUUCAAAGAAACUUCUAAAAAUGAUAAUUUUGGUAUUACUUCGAAAAAGAAAAAAACUAUUUGACGAAAUUUUUUUUUCGUUUUUUUGUCAUCUCAAUCGAAACACUCCGAAUUACUACCUUGUUACCUGAUCAAAACUCCUAAAAAAACUAGAAAAGAAAGUUUAUAAGUCGAUUUGAAGAGCGAAAGAAGACCGACUGGAGCCAACGACAGUCCGCCGCCCAAUGGAUCUUGGUACGCGCCCAACUCCAAGAAUGUCAGUUUGAUUUAUCACUAUUUCACGUUUCACAAAAUUAUUCACCAAGCCUCAUCUGAAUCGAAAUUGGAAGCCUCUAUUGGACUCUUUUUUCAUUUCCAAAUAAUGGACGGAUUUUUUCUCGAUGAUUAUGGAGCUUCACUAUUCUCUUCAAAGUCCGAUCAACAAGAAUCUGUCUGAAAUGGAUUUAUUAGACGGACUAAUAUCACGGAUAGGAUUUUUCGAGUUUCUGUGGGGUAGAGUUCAAAGAAAAGAACUUCACAAAGAAAAUACGAUUAAGUAAGGAUGUUGAACCAAUGGACUGAAAAAAGAUCUCAAAGACUGGUCUUUAUGGAAAUUAAAUUGUUUUUAUAAGUUUGUGUGAUAGAAACUAGAGAGAUGAGAGGAAAAAUCUAAGAGUUGAUCGAAGAUUUAUUUUUAUCUGAACAGAAUCUGAAUUCAAAGAAAAAUCGAAGCUUUGGGUCAUGACUUUCGAAGCAUAACACUAUGAAUGGGGAGUUUUAAGAAGUAAUAAUGAACUGGAAAUAAAUGAACCAACCAAUCCUACGCAGACAAGUUCUCAGCCAUUAUGCAUUUAUUUGCAAUUUUAAAUGGAUCCUGAGAUCAAGAAUCUGAACAACUACCUCUUUAACUUGAAUAUUUCACAAAAAAGUAACAUAACCAUUCGAAAUACGGACUAAAACGACGUUAAUAAGGCUGUUCUCGGCCAGGCUCCACUGCAUAUCAAAUUCAGGAAGCGUGAAAUCGUACGGUCAAAAUAGGCCGGAGUUUUUGCGUGACACUCACUCGACGGUCUGA
Caenorhabditis auriculariae is the source of this 1808-nucleotide messenger RNA. The record is from the annotation of a GenBank genome assembly. NCBI's taxonomy places the organism in Eukaryota, Metazoa, Nematoda, Chromadorea, Rhabditida, Rhabditidae.